AUGAGGAACUCUUUUCCUCCGACCGACGGUCGACGAUCGGCGACUGAUCGUCGUCAGUCGUCGUCCCCCUCCCCUUCCAUAUAUCAGUGUAACUUCAUCUCUAUUCGCUCCUCUCCGCCGCUCAACCACCGUCCUACUCCGAAGCACCACCACUACCCUAACUCUGAUUUCCCGCCAAAUUACAGGCGCGAUCGGGCUCCGGCGCCUGGAAUCUCCACUUCAGGUACGCGUAUCAGGCCGAAUUUCAUUGUUCAGCUUGUUCACUCGAGAACUAGCGCCGCCAACAGUGACACCAAGCCGUCGUUUUCGGUUAGAGAGCAAGAGAUCACGAGUCUCGCUUCGCUCUGCGAAAUUCCCGAGGAAUCAAUCCAUGUGCCCCAAUUCGGUUGUGUCGCCGGAAGUUUCAGUUUUCGCCAGUGGGUCGACGCACUCUCUGCCGUCGUUGCUCUCUGGGAUUAUCGCCUGCAAAGGAAACAUGAUUUCGUUCCUGAGCUGAUUCCUAAUGUCAUCGUCCCGUCCGACAUGGACGAGCUUAGAGACAGGCUUCGUGAUCUUUUCUCAGCUCACGUUCUCUCGCUUGUGGAAAACGGAGGCGCCGUGAAGAAGGUGAAAGCCGAGAUAGAUGAGAAACGUCGUCAAAUCGAGUCCUUUUCGUCCAAAAGAGGUCUCAGUUUUGAGGUUUUUGAGAAAAGGAAGGUUCUUGAGGCAGAGAGAGAUUCGGUUGUUAAGCGGCUUGAAGAAUUUCAGAAUGCCAUGAAGCGUAUCAUUCGAUUUCUCAAAGGAAAAGAUGGAGAAGAAGACGGCGACAAUGUGGCCGUGUUCAGUUUGGAAGGAGCCUAUGAUUGGCCACGCAUUCAUAAUCUGAUCCGCAGGGAGUGUCGAAGGCUUGAAGAUGGACUGCCUAUCUAUGCCUACCGGCGGAGUAUUUUGCAGAGAAUUCAUGGCGAGCAGGUAAUGGUAUUGAUUGGAGAAACUGGUUCAGGGAAGAGCACUCAGGUAGUUCAGUUCCUUGCUGAUUCCGGAGUUGCGGCUAGCGAGUCGAUUGUUUGUACACAGCCACGGAAAAUUGCUGCCAUGACAUUGGCUGAUCGUGUCAGAGAAGAAAGCAGGGGUUGCUAUGAGGAGAAUUCUAUCCGCUGCACUCCAGCUUUCUCUUCUACCGAACAGAUUACUUCAAAAGUUGUGUACAUGACGGAUAAUUGUCUGCUUCAGCACUACAUCAAAGAUCGGAGUUUGUCUGGCAUUUCAUGCGUUAUUAUUGACGAAGCACAUGAAAGAAGCUUAAACACAGACCUUCUUCUGGCGUUGCUCAAAGAUCUGCUAUGCAGAAGAGUUGACUUAAGGCUUGUCAUCAUGUCUGCCACGGCUGAUGCCAACCAGCUCUCAGACUAUUUCUUCGGCUGUGGGAUUCUUUAUGUCACAGGGAGGAACUUUCCGGUGGAGAUUGUGUAUUCCCCUAGUGACACAGAAGAGACUUGUGUUGUUGGCAAGAUUGCUCCAUAUGUGAAUGACGUUGUUAAGAUGGCAAUGGAAGUGCAUAAAACAGAGAAAGAAGGAACCAUCCUUGCAUUCUUGACUUCCCAAGCAGAGGUAGAAUGGGCGUGCGAAAGGUUUAUAGCUCCAUGUGCAGUGGCUUUACCUUUGCAUGGGAAGCUUUACUUCGAAGAACAGAAUAGGGUUUUCCAGAAUCAUCCUGGGAGACGGAAAGUGAUAUUUGCCACAAAUAUUGCAGAGACCUCCUUGACCAUUCCUGGUGUCAAGUAUGUGAUUGAUUCUGGAAUGGUGAAAGAGAGUAAAUAUGAACCUAGAACGGGGAUGAGCAUCCUCAAGGUCUGCCGGGUUAGUCAGAGUUCUGCUAAACAACGUGCUGGUCGUGCUGGAAGGACAGAAGCAGGAAGAUGUUACAGACUGUACUCAAAGCAGGAUUUUGAUUCAAUGAAUCUUAAUCAGGAACCUGAGAUUCGGAGGGUCCAUCUUGGUGUAGCACUUUUGAGGAUUCUUGCUCUGGGUGUAGGCAACAUAGCGGAUUUUGACUUUGUUGAUGCGCCUGUCCCUGAAGCCAUUGCAAUGGCUGUCCAGAAUCUUGUUCAGUUGGGUGCAGUUGUUGAGAAGAAUGGUGUUCUUAAACUAACACAGGAAGGGCAUUGUUUAGUUAAGCUGGGUCUGGAGCCAAGGCUUGGAAAGUUAAUUCUAGGCUGCUUCAGAUACAGAAUGGGCAAAGAGGGUAUUGUUCUUGCUGCUGUCAUGGCUAAUGCUAGUAGUAUAUUUUGCAGAGUUGGCAACUUCGAUGAUAAGAUGAAAGCUGAUUGCUUAAAGGUACAAUUCUGCAAUCCUAAUGGAGACUUGUUCACUCUUCUUUCGGUGUACAAAGAAUGGGCAUCUCUGCCGCGAGAGAGAAGAAAUAAAUGGUGCUGGGAUAAUAGCCUGAAUGCAAAAUCUAUGAGGAGAUGUGAAGACACAGUCAAGGAAUUGGAGAUAUGCAUUGAGAGAGAACUUACUCUUGUCAGUCCAAGUUACUGGGUUUGGAAUCCAAAUGUGGGUACUAAACACGACAAGCAUUUGAAAAUGGUUAUACUUGCAUCUCUUGCACAAAAUGUGGCGAUGUACACUGGCUACGAUCAGCUUGGAUACGAGGUGGCAUUGACUGGUCAACAAGUUAAGUUACAUCCGUCGUGUUCGUUGCUAGCAUUUGGCCAGAAGCCAAGUUGGGUUGUUUUCGGUGAACUUCUGUCACUUGAGGACCAGUACUUGGUAUGUGCAACUGCGUUUGAUUUUGAGGCUUUGUCUAUGCUUGAUCCACCUCCACCUUUUGAUGCAUCUCAGAUGGAUGAGAGGAGGCUCCGAGUGAAAAAGGUGGUUGGUUGUGGCAGCACUGUGCUUAAACGAUUCUGUGGGAAAUCUAAUCGUAGUCUGCUUUCAAUUGCUUCUCGUGCUAGGUCUCUCUGUAUGAAUGAAAGGAUUGGUAUUCAAGUCGAUGUCGAGCAGAAUGAGAUUCUACUGUAUGCGCCUUCCCUCGACAUGGACAAAGUGUUGGCCCUUGUGAACGAUGCAUUGGAAUGUGAAAAGAAAUGCCUUCGUAAUGAAUGUUUGGAGAAGAAUCUAUAUCAUGGACAGGGGCAAGAACAAAUUGCACUGUUUGGAUCCGGUGCUCAGAUAAAGCAUCUUGAAGUUGAUCAGAGAUUUUUGACAGUUGAUGUACAUUAUUAUGGCGACAAUGUUUUUGUUGACAGAGAACUUGUGACGUUUCUGGAGAAGAAGAUCAAUGGGUGUAUUUGCUCUAUUCAUAAGUUUGCUUCCAACAAGCAAGACUGCGAUGAGAAAGAGAUGUGGGGUAAGAUAACCUUUCUCACUCCGGAAUCUGCUAUGAGGGCAGCAGAAAUUCAGAAAUUUGAUUUCAAUGGAUGCAUGCUUAAACUAUUUCCAUCCAGGUCAAACGGUGGAGGAAUGUUCAAGAUGCCUUCUUUCCCUUCUGUUACAGCUAGAAUCCGUUGGCCGCGAAAGGAAAGCAUUGGCACAGGUUGUCUUAAGUGCCCUUCUGGUGAUAUUGACAGUGUAUUUGCUGAGGUCUCCAAUAUUUUGAUAGGAACAAAUUAUGCCCACAUUAAGAGAGAUCAAAAGUCGGAUGAUUCUAUCUUGAUAAGUGGCCUUGACAGAGAUCUUUCGGAUACAGAAGUUUUAGAUGUUUUGGAGUGCGCUACCGCCAGAAGAGAUCUGAAUUUUUUCUUGUUCAGAGGAAACAGCGUGCAAUGUCCGUCUCCUACUGCUUGCGCAGAAGUGCUUCACAAGAGAAUAUUUAAAUGCAUGUCAUCUAAGAAUCCAGAGCCGAACUGUGUCCAAGUCCAAGUUUUUGAACCAAAAGUAAAGGAUUAUUUCAUGCGAGCUAAGAUUACAUUUGACAGGAGGUUACAUUUGGAAGCUGCGAAAGCUUUGCAGGAGUUAAAUGGAGCGGUGAUACCUGGAUGCCUUCCCUGGCAGAAGAUACAGUGUGAGCAAUUUUUUCAGAGCUCCAUAGUCUGCUCUGCUUCUAUCUAUAACAUAGUGAACAGACAAUUGAGAGAUAAACUAGCAAGCUUCAAGAGACAAAGAGGAGGUGAAUGGCGUCUGGAGCAAACUCAUUACGGUGCUUAUUGGGUUCAGAUUAGUGCUUAUGCAACAAAACCCAUCGCAGAGAUGCGGAGAGAUCUCGAAGAACUCAUGAGAGGAAGACCCAUAAAUCAUCCAGGCUUAACCCCUAAAGUCCUGCAGCAUCUUUUCUCCAGAGAUGGUUAUAUUCUGAUGCGGAAGAUCCAAGAGGAGACUGAAACUUACAUUGUGUUAGACAGGCAUAAUCUCACGGUACGCAUUUGUGGAUCAAGAGAGAAAAUCACCGAGGCCGAACAAGAACUGGUUCAGUCACUUGUGGCCUAUCACGAGAGCAAGCAGCUUGAGAUCCACCUCCGAGGUAAUGAUAUCCGUCCUGACCUCAUGAAGGAAGUUGUGAGGAGGUUUGGUCCGGAUCUCCAAGGUAUCAAAGAGAAGGUACAUGGUGUGGAUCUCAAGCUCAACACCAAGCACCAUAUUAUUCAGGUUCAUGGGAGCAAAGAAAUGAGGCAGGAAGUAGAAAAGAUGGUCUAUGAAAUUGCACGAGAAGAGUGUCCACUGGGUGAAAAACAAGAUGACAUUGAAGUUGAAUGCCCCAUUUGCUUGUCUGAGGUUGACGAUGGCUACUCUCUUGAAGGAUGUUCACACCUCUUCUGCAAAGCCUGUUUGUUGGAACAAUUCGAGGCAUCAAUGAGAAACUUUGACGCGUUUCCCAUACUCUGUUCUCACGCUGGCUGUGAAGCUCCAAUAGUAGUCGCUGAUAUGAGAGCGCUCUUGUCACAGGAGAAGCUCGAUGAGCUCUUCCGAGCAUCCUUGUCCUGUUUUGUAACAUCUAGUGAUGGAAAGUUCCGGUUUUGCUCCACACCUGACUGCCCUUCCAUCUACCGUGUAGCUGGUCCUCACGAAUCCGCCGAGCCGUUUAUCUGCGGAGCCUGCAACUUGGAGACAUGCACAAGGUGUCACCUCGAGUAUCACCCGUAUACCUCUUGUGAGAGGUACAAACAGUUCAAGAGAAAUCCAGACUUGUCGCUAAAGGACUGGGCAAGAGGGAAGGACGUGAAGGAGUGUCCGGUUUGCAGCUCCACGAUAGAGAAAUCUGAAGGGUGUCACCAUCUGCAGUGUCGGUGUGGGAGGCACAUUUGCUGGGUCUGCUUAGACGUCUUCACUCACUCAGAUGCUUGUUAUGAGCAUUUGAGGACAAUUCACGGCGGGAUCGGCAUUGCCAUGGAUCUCGGCAUUCCCAUGCUGUGA
Microthlaspi erraticum is the source of this 5331-nucleotide messenger RNA. NCBI's taxonomy places the organism in Eukaryota, Viridiplantae, Streptophyta, Magnoliopsida, Brassicales, Brassicaceae. The record is from the annotation of a GenBank genome assembly.